UCUACAGUGUACAAAAUUAUCGCUAAGAUCAUAGUCGCACGACUCAAAACUUACUUGCCCAAUAUUAUUUCUCUAAACCAGUCUGUUUUUAUAGGUAAAAGACAGGGUAUUGACAAUGUUGUGCUUGCGUAUGAAUUCAUCCACCUUCUAAAAAAUAAAAGACAAGGAAAGCUAAAGUAUAUGGCUAUAAAAUUAGACAUGGCCAAAGCUUAUGACCGAGUGGAAUGGAAUUAUGUGCAUAAUUUACUUCUUAAAAUGGGAUUUCAUGAAACCUUCGUUAGAUGGAUCAUGCAAUGUAUUACCACCACUACUUAUAAAUUUAACAUCAAUGGGAAUAUAGCUGGGGAAGUUGGGCCUAUUAGGGGUCUAAGGCAAGGCGAUCCUCUUUCUCCAUACCUCUUUUUACUAUGUGCUGAAGGCCUUUCUAGACUUCUAAAUCAAGCGGAAUCAAGAGGAGAUAUUCAGGGGUUAAGUCUAGUUAGAGGGGGACAUACCAUUAAUCAUUUAUUUUUUGCGGAUGAUUCUUUUGUUUUAUGUAAUGCAACCCUUCAAAAUGCGUCGAAAAUUUCUGAAAUUUUAAGCAUUUAUGAAGAAUGUUCCGGUCAAAAAGUUAACUUUGAAAAAUCAGCAGUCUUCUUUAGUAAAAUUACUUCUGAGGUAGAGAUGGAUGAGGUUAAUAGGGUGUUAGGACAACUUAGUAAAAAUGAUUUAGGAAUAUAUCUUGGUUUACCUGCGGUAGUUGAAAAAUCAAAGAAAAAAAUGCUAGAGCUCAUAAAAGAUAGGGUGAAGGCGAAGAUAAAAGAGUGGAAAAAUAAUUUUUUAAGUCCUGCGGGAAAAUAAGUGAUGCUCAAAUCGGUUUUAUCUGCUAUUCCUUCGUAUGCCUUAUCCUAUUUUCAAUUCCCGGAGACUUUAUGUAAGGAAAUUACAACUAUUUUCUCAAAUUUCUGGUGGGGACAUGAUGAUAAUAGGAGAAAAAUGCACUUUGAGAAAUGGAAAAAUCUUUGUUUAGCAAAAUCCAAAGGGGGCAUAGGAUUUAGAGAGUUAACUUCUUUUAAUCAAGCGUUGUUAGCUUAAUUAACCUGGAGGAUUUUGACCCAUGAAGAGUCUCUUCUAGCUAGAAUUCUUAAAAGUAAAUAUUUUUAAAAUACCUCUUUCCUCAAGGCCACUUACUCGUCUUCUAGUUCUUGGAUAUGGAAAAGUAUUAUAUGGGGAGGAGACCUCCUACAAAAAGGGAUUAGAUGGAGAAUAGGUUCGGGGGAGCAUAUUAACGUGUGGAUGGACCCUUGGAUACCAAACUCUAGUGGUUUUAAACCUAGAUUUUAUCUGGGUCAGGUAAAUAUGAAUCUGAAAGUUAAGGAUCUUAUAGACCAUAAUACACAUACUUGGAAAAUGCAAGAGCUCCAACUCUUGUUUUGACCAACCGAUGUACAAGCUAUAAUCUCUAUCCCCAUCUCUACUACUGGAAUAACGGAUAGGAUCAUGUGGCAUCAUACUAAAUUGGGUAAUUAUGAGGUAAAAUCGGGUUAUCAUUUAAAUUGAGAUAUGGUUAGAUGCCAACAAGCUAGUUCGGAAAGACCUCAAUCUAGCUAUUAUUCCUUUCCAAAAAGUUGUUACAAUUUUCUAUGGUCUAUGAAUAUUAAAAAUAAAUAUAAACAUUUUAUUCGAAAAUGCAUUAUAAAUGUGAUUCCUGUUAACCAUAUUGUUUCAAAAAGGUUAAAACAUAAUUGUGAUGUCUGUAAAAGAUGUGGUUUGGAAAGUUAAACAGUUGAGCAUAUGUUGUUUAGAUGUCAUAAAGCCCAACUAGUUUGGAAAAUAUGUCUGAUAAAUUGGCCUGAUGUAGAGAACACUAUGAAUUUUGCUAGCUGGUGGAACGAUAAGGUUCAUAAUGCUAAUCGAUAUCCUUAUUCUAUUGAGCUAACUAAGUUAAGUGUCACCAUUAUGUGGCAAAUCUGGAAAGCUAGAAACGCCUUAGUAUUCAAUGGAGAAAACUAUGAUCCUAAUGAAAUAGUAAGCAAAGCACUUUUUGACUACCAUGAAUAUAAAGAUAACUUGCUUACUAAUCUUUCUACUCCAUGGAUAACUGAAUGUCCUAAUGAUAAGAAUAUUACUAUUGUACAAGAUGGUGUUAUCAUAUUUGCAGAUGCUAGUUUACAUAAGGAGAGGAAGAUGGCAAGCAUUGGAGUGGCAACGAUGGAUAGCUGCGGUAAGCUGCUUCAAGACUUUGGCGCCCCAAUUCAAUUUGUUGGGAAGGUCAUCACUGCUGAAGCGUUGGCGAUUCGUGAAGCGUUGGGAAAAGCUAUGGAAAAUGGAUGGACGAGAGUUCAAGUAUUAUCGGAUGCAAAGAACGUGGUGAAUAUGAUAUAAAAAAGAAGUGUUGCAUCUUGGGAGAUAAAAUUAUGUAUAAAAUUAUUUCAAAUAUAUUAUAUUUAAAUAAAUUGAUUA
Molecule: messenger RNA, 2442 nt
Organism: Capsicum annuum
Lineage: Eukaryota; Viridiplantae; Streptophyta; Magnoliopsida; Solanales; Solanaceae
Exons: 1
Coding region: 1774-2364 (196 amino acids)
Molecular function (GO): nucleic acid binding; RNA-DNA hybrid ribonuclease activity
Source: RefSeq, a predicted model, not a curated record